Arabis nemorensis is the source of this 2898-nucleotide messenger RNA. The record is from the annotation of a GenBank genome assembly. NCBI's taxonomy places the organism in Eukaryota, Viridiplantae, Streptophyta, Magnoliopsida, Brassicales, Brassicaceae.
AUGCAGGGAGCCUUACCUGUGGAAGAAAAUCUUGUCACUCGAAGAAUAAUCCCGCACUCGAGGUGUUCUAGAUGCGGAGAACCUGAAACUGCAAUUCACUUACUAUACCAAUGCAAUUUCGCUCAAGAUGUGUGGAAGCUGGCACCAUACAAAGAAACAAUUGAUCCAAUCUGCUUCCCCGAUAUCAAAUCAGGCUUCAAAGUACUCAAAACAACGAUUUGCCUACCUCCAUUAGGAAUUGCCAAUAGUCCUAUAUUUCCAUGGAUUUUCUGGAAUAUAUGGACAACCCGGAACAACAGGAUCUUCAAUGGGAGAAACUUCUCUGCAGAAAAAACAACCAUAAACUCAAUCAAAAGAGAAAGAGAAUGGCAAUGGGCACAAUCCGCUAAGCAAGCGAUAUUACCUUCACAACGACGCAAUUGGAAACUAGAUUUCCCUGGUGAAUCCGUCAUAUGCUACACAGAUGGAGCAUGGAGAGAUGACACAUCAACAGCAGAACUUGAUACCUCUGGGCAUCAAGAGUUGAAGCACAAAGGAUGGCAGAUUUUAAUUGUAGAUUGCGAUGGUGAUCAACCUUCGGACGAUCACGAAUUGGUAGGACCAUUAGAAUGUGUUUCAAUUUUGCAGGAUUCCGCUGAUUUGGACCAAGAAGAAGAUCGCGUCAAAAUCGUAGCAGAAGAAAAGCUUAAUUUCCCUCUCAGGCAAAACCUCGAACACUUGGAGGGCAAGAACUCGGAAAAGCUAACCACGAAGCUUCUUGGGACAGAGACUGAGAAUCAUAUUGCUCUUCAUGAGGAUAAGGAAUACAAUCCUACUCCAGUCAAGGAACUGAGGCCAGAACGAGAAUCACAUCAGAUUGAAGCGUCUCUAUACUCUCAGGUGAUAGGUCGUUGUGAACAAGCUAACCAUGUGUGGAAACCUGGUGGAGUAUUGUAUGAAUAUAACAAGUGGAAUAUGAUUAGAGAGCUCGACAUGUUGGAUAUGCGUUCUUUUGUUGACAUAAAAACGUGGCUGGAAUUAUACUCUUGUGAGUUUAAGAUUCACAUGUUGCUAUUCAGUUCUCAGGGUUUAGAACUUUCGUUCGUAGAACUUACUGUUGCAGAAGCUGUCAAGGAAUCAAUGGAUAAAUCACCAACCAAAGCUACAGACACUACUCUGAUUUUUGAGAAUGUUUUGGAUUAUGCAGUGAACUUUCCAAGUGAUAUCUCAUUGGUUGAAGAUUCUUUGAAUGCAAAUUCAACGGUGGAACAUGUAACAUUGCUAAGCACUAGAAAGAAGAAGCAGAAGUGGCCGAAGUCUUGGAGAUUCAGGUUUAAAGAUGAACAGCCUCUUGUCCCCGAGAACAACCGAUCUAAUUCGGAAUUUGUGCAUCCAUGGAAAGAGAUGAAGGUACCAUCAACCAUUUAUCUCUUUAUAAAUGUGACCAUGCUUGAGAAAGACUUUGAAGUUAAUCAAUAUGAGAAAAAGAAGCUUUAUAUUCUGGUUUAUCUUGGACAAUUUAGGCAGAACCCGGCUUGCGAUGUUGCCUCUACAAGCUUAAUCCUACCUGAAGUUGGUUAUCUCAGUUCUGGAACAUUUUCACUUGGUGAAGUUGUUAAGAUAUGGAGGAUUUUAAACGCUAGAUAUGCUCGUAGAAAAGGAAAGAUGUGGUUAGAAUAUAUUAAGCAGAAUCUAGGGGUUAAGGAUUCUUCAUGGUUAAAGAAGAUUUUCAGCUCAAGAGAACCAGUUUACAACGGUUGUGUUCUGCUGGAAAUGAUUUUUGCGGGAUGUCAAGAACAUGGUGAGGAGCUGCUAAUUGAUGGCCAGAAGAUGCAGACAAGUCAUGAAUCGUUUUUUAUUUGUUACUCUUACAAAAAUCCGAGUUUGGCCUCAAAACAUCUGGAUACUUGUGCUACUAUACCUAAGACGACAGCUAAAAUGCAAGGCACAAACCAGUCUCAUGUUGGCAGGGACAUUCUUAUAGGAACUAAGGUUGUCAACCUCAUAAUAGAGCAUUUCAAGGAUCCUUUAACUUCAGUCCUCACUUAUGAAAUAUUCCAGUCUCCAAGGCCACCGGAAGUUAAAGCUUCAAGGAAGAGUAAGCUUGGCAAGAAUUGGUGGUUUAAGUACAAGCUACUAUGGAGUAGAAAGAUGUCUUUGAGAGUGAAUGAGGAGAACUCAUGGUUAUUUAUAAGGAUCAUUCUCAAAGAUGAGAGGCUGUUAUGGGAACAUCGUUGGUUGGUCCCUACAUUUGAUCUACUCGAUGGCUUAAAUGUCACUGUGGUUGAUGCAAUUAUUACGCAGUCACGCCUACGCCCUCUUGGUCAAGUCAAGCUCUCUGUUUUGACUGAAUUCCAACGAAUGGAGAAGUUAUCUCUACUGCUUAUACUUGCAAAUCACAUUCUGGUGAUAUUGUCUUUCGAUGGAGAUGUCAUGGAGUUCAGAGGUGUUGCUUUCCACAUCACGUCACUUGGUUAUCUCUAUGAACCCACCCUUGAUAAAUCUGUUACCAAAGCCUUUGUUCAUUGGAAAGAGCAUCCUCCAGAUGAAGAUUUUACGAAGAAGAGUCAUCGCCACCUUUCCCGUUACACUAUCCACAAGGAGAUCAUAAUACAGGGAUCAAAAGCGAUGAAUUUUGUGAAUUCAGCCUUAACGACAGAGGCUCUAGCCAUUCGAUUGGCCCUCACUCAAGCGAUCGAUCUAGGCUUCACGAAGCUUAGUAUCGCCUCAGAUUCGCACCAAAUCGUCCAAGCUAUUACAACUGGACCACAUCUAUCAGAAAUCUAUGGGAAUCUUCAUGAUAUCUCCAAGUUUUCUGCUCAAUUUAUCGAUGUCUCUUUCAAUUUCAUUCCAAGAGAAGCCAAUUUGUUGGACCAUGUCCUCCUAUACCCUUAUAGCAUAGAUGCUAUUCAGAUAUAA